CCUGUCUGGCCCCGCCCACUGCGGCGCACGUUGGCGGCGGUAAACCGGCGAGCAGCGCGCGCCAUUCGGGCUCGGGGCUGCGGGAGUCCGGCUAUAGCGCACCGGAUUCCUGUAGAGCCAAAAUGGCGGCCCAGUUUCCUCAGUCGAGCUGUAGCGUCCCCCUGCAGAGGCGGUCUCCAUGGCAACGCGUGGCCUCCACACAUUACGUAAUGCUUCCAGCGGAGGAGACUCGGCGGGUCGAUGGAGCUGCAGAAUCAGCGCUGAUUUGUGCAGCUUUUUCUGCAACACUUUUCUGCAACGUUCAGAAGCAACGCGAAGACACACAAGCCGCGGGUUCGACCUUACCGGAGAACAUGACCCGCGGGGGGAGGGGGAGGGGCACAUGCACCGGGAGGGGGGGAGAGCACCGGCACCGGACCGUCCCACUCAGCCGAGUCCGCGGAAGUUGCGGAGACGAUGUGAGGACGGCAGCAGCAGCAGAACAUCCCGCAGAAGUCCAGACGACAUGACGGUUCCCACGGAGAUACCGGAGAAAUGGUUCCCCGUAGUCCUGCCGCUGCACGGGAAGAAGAAGAAAGGAGCCGGAGGAGGGAAACCGAAGAAGAAGAAGAAGCGGACAGAGGAGGAGAGGAGGGUCCGAGCCAACGACAGGGAGUACAACGAAAAGUUCCAGUACGCGAGCAACUGCAUCAUGACAUCAAAGUACAACAUCGUCACCUUUCUGCCCGUCAACCUGUUCGAGCAGUUCCAGGAAGUAGCCAACACCUACUUUCUUUUCCUGCUCAUACUGCAGUUGAUACCUCAGAUCUCCUCCCUGUCCUGGUUCACCACCAUCGUGCCUUUAGCUCUGGUGCUGAGCAUCACUGCAGUAAAGGACGCCACAGACGACUACUUUCGUCACAAGAGCGACAACCAAGUGAACAACCGUCAGUCUCAGGUCCUCAUCCGUGGCUCGCUACAGAAUGAGAAGUGGAUGAACGUUCGAGUGGGAGAUAUCAUUAAACUGGAAAACAACCAGUUUGUGGCAGCUGACCUGCUCCUGUUGUCCAGCAGCGAACCUCACGGUCUCUGUUACAUCGAGACAGCCGAGCUGGACGGAGAGACCAACAUGAAGGUGCGCCAGUCUGUCUCGGUGACAUCUGAACUGGGAGACCAGAACAACUUGGCUUCGUUCGACGGCGAGGUUGUGUGUGAGCCUCCCAACAACAAGCUGGAUCGUUUCUGCGGGACUCUGUACUGGAGAGACAAGAAGUACACCCUGACCAACCAGAACAUGCUGCUGAGAGGAUGCGUCCUGCGCAACACCGAGGCCUGCUACGGCCUGGUCAUCUUCGCAGGUCCAGAUACGAAGCUCAUGCAGAACAGCGGUCGCACCAAGUUUAAGCGAACGAGCAUCGAUCGGCUGAUGAACACGCUGGUCCUCUGGAUCUUCGGCUUCCUGGUGUGUAUGGGUGUGAUCCUGGCGGUGGGAAAUGCUGUGUGGGAGCGAGAGGUGGGCUCGCUGUUUCAGAGCUACCUGCCCUGGGACCCUCCGGUGGACAACUUCCUGUUCUCUGCCUUCCUCUCCUUCUGGUCCUACGUCAUCAUCCUCAACACCGUGGUGCCUAUUUCUCUAUACGUCAGUGUGGAGGUGAUCAGACUGGGUCACAGUUACUUCAUUAACUGGGACCAGCAGAUGUUCUGCUCACAGUGUAACACAGCAGCUGAGGCCAGAACCACCACUCUGAACGAGGAGCUGGGACAGGUUGAAUACAUCUUCAGUGACAAGACUGGAACUUUAACUCAGAACAUCAUGAGCUUCAACAAGUGCUCCAUCAAUGGACAGACUUAUGGUGAAGCUACAGACCCGCUGGGAGAACAGCCAAAGAGGCUGGACUUCAUCCCCUUCAACCCGCUGGCUGACCCCGACUUCUGUUUCUAUGACGACAAGCUGCUGGAGUCGGUUAAAGUCGGAGAUUCGCACACUCACGAGUUUUUCCGGCUGCUGUCUCUCUGCCACACCGUCAUGAGUGAGGAGAAGAGUGAAGGAGAGCUGCUCUAUAAAGCUCAGUCUCCAGAUGAAGGCGCUCUGGUGACGGCAGCAAGAAACUUCGGCUUCGUGUUUCGCUCCAGAACGCCCGGGACGAUAACAACCACGGAGAUGGGACGAACCGUCACCUAUUCGCUGCUCGCCAUCCUGGACUUCAACAACAUACGCAAGAGGAUGUCCGUCAUCGUACGUAACCCCGAGGGUCGGAUCCGUCUGUACUGUAAAGGAGCCGACACUGUGCUGCUGGACAGACUCCACCCCUGUAACCAGGAACUGAUGGCUAUCACCUCAGACCACCUCAAUGAGUAUGCAGCGGACGGUUUGCGGACGUUGGCUCUGGCCUACAGAGAUCUAUCAGAGGACGAGUGGGAGUCCUGGUCAGAGAGCCACCGCUUCGCCGACAAGGCCACCGACUGCAGGGAGGACCGGCUGGCUGCAGCGUACGAGCAGAUCGAGCAGGACAUGAUGCUGCUGGGUGCCACAGCCAUAGAGGACAAGCUGCAGGAAGGCGUCCCAGAGACCAUCGCUGUCCUCUCUCUGGCCAACAUCAAGAUCUGGGUUCUCACUGGAGACAAACAGGAGACGGCCGUGAACAUCGGUUACUCCUGUAAGAUGCUGACGGACGAUAUGACCGAAGUCUUCAUCAUCAGCGGACACACAGUGCAGAGCGUUCGGCAGGAACUCAGGAGAGCGAGACAACGGAUGAUCGAGGUGUCACGAAGCAGAGAUGGAGGUAAAGAGGAGGCGUCGGAGGGAUGGGGGGAGGCCUGCUUUAUGAGUAACGGCUUCAAAGAAGGACAAGAAGGAGAGAAUUCAGCAGCAGCAGCAGAAGAAGGAGGAAAACAGCUGCAGUGUUCUCCUCCUCUUCCUCCUUCUCCUCCUCUUCCUCGUCCUCCCUCCAACUUCAUGGAAAACAUCUCUGGAGAGUUUGCUCUGGUGAUCAACGGUCACAGUCUGGCCCAUGCGCUGGAAGCCGACAUGGAGACGGAGUUCGUGUCGACGGCGUGCGCCUGCAAAGCCGUGAUCUGCUGCCGGGUGACGCCGCUGCAGAAAGCUCAGGUGGUGGAGCUCAUCAAGAAGCACAAGAAGGCCGUGACGCUGGCCAUCGGAGACGGAGCCAACGACGUGAGCAUGAUCAAAAGCGCCCACAUCGGAGUCGGUAUCUCGGGUCAGGAGGGCAUCCAGGCGGUGCUGGCCAGCGACUACUCCUUCUCCCAGUUCCGCUUCCUGCAGCGCCUCCUGCUGGUCCAUGGCCGCUGGUCCUACCUGCGCAUGUGCCGCUUCCUCUGCUACUUCUUCUACAAGAACUUCGCCUUCACCAUGGUGCACUUCUGGUUCGGCUUCUUCUGCGGCUUCUCUGCUCAGACGGUGUACGAUCAAUACUUCAUCACACUCUACAACAUCGUGUACACGUCCCUCCCUGUGCUGGCCAUGGGAAUAUUUGACCAGGACGUUCCCGACCAGAGGAGUCUGGAAUAUCCGAAGCUGUACGAACCCGGACAGCUCAACCUGCUCUUCAACAAGCGAGAGUUCUUCAUCUGCAUCGCCCAGGGCAUCUACACGUCGGUGGUGCUGUUCUUUGUUCCCUACGCCAUCCUGUCCGACGCCACCCAGAGCACCGGGGUGCCCCUCGCCGACUACCAGACCUUUGCAGUCACCACGGCAACAGCCCUGGUUAUAGUGGUCAGUGUGCAGAUCGCUCUGGACACCGGCUUCUGGACCAUCAUCAACCACGUGUUUGUGUGGGGCUCUCUGGGAACAUAUUUCACCAUCAUGUUUGCUCUGCACAGUCAGACCCUCUUCAGGAUCUUUCCUAAUCAGUUCCACUUUGUAGGCAGCGCCCAGAGCACGCUGUUGCAGCCGGUCGUGUGGUUAACUAUUGCACUGGCAACAGCAAUCUGCAUAGUUCCAGUUUUGGCAUUCCGCUUCCUCAAGCUGGACCUCAAACCUCAGCUCGCCGACACGGUGCGCUACACUCAGCUGGUGCGACAGAAGAGAAGGAAGCCGGUUGGUCGGAGCGUCGGCGGCCCCUGGCGAGGCGUCGGCAGCGUGUCCGAGGGCCGGCUGGGGGCCCGCGGCGGCUCCAGGAGGUCCGGCUACGCCUUCGCCCACCAGGAAGGCUUCGGGGAGCUGAUCACCUCAGGGAAAAACAUGCGUCUGUCCUCUCUGGCUCUGGCCACCUUCGCCUCCAGGCACAGCUCCAGCUGGAUCGACACCCUCCGCAGGAAGAACAAGAGCGUCCACACUCCCCCCAGCACGUCGGGCGAGUGCAGCCCGGCGCCCAGCUGCCUCUCCGGGUCGGUGCCGCCGCUGUCCAACUCCUCCUCGGUGCUGGGCGGCUCGCAGGACGCGCCGAUGGAGGAGGAAACGGCCGCAGCACCGGCUCAGACUGCCCCUGGUUCAUCCUCAGAGGCAGCUGCUCCUCAGGGCUCCGCUGGAGGUUUAAACCCCACAGCAGUGAGGGCCCCCGGGGGAGACUCACCUGGUGGCUGGACGCUCUCUCUGGGGACCGUACAGGAAGCUCUGUUUGGCUGGAAAGGCAUCACGACUCGUGCGUCCAGCAGUGCCGGACCAUCUUCCUGCGUUGCCAAGGAAACCAGUCAGAUUAAGUGAAGCUGGGAAGAAUCCCGUAAUUUAUUACCGUCCACCGGGUGUUUGCACACUCAGGCAGGAUUAGUCGAGUGCUUGAAGGACCAGAAAGAGGACGAGGACUGUUCUGAAAACUUUACCCACUCAGUGCUCUUGUCUCAAAAUAAAUAUAUUACAUCAGAAUCACGGGAGGAAGUGAAGACGCGGGACUUUCCAGGCUCCGAAUUAGGAUUCAACGGUGAGAUCACUGAUUUUAGCAGCGGAAACGAGACAACUAGCUGUUGAUUAUCUAAAAAAAAAACAUCUUGUUUCUGCUUAUUUCUAAAGCCUGGCAGCAUCUCAGCAAGUGAGGUGCAGGAGUUGUUAUUGUCUGAAAUCAAAAAUAUUCCCUUUUUAUUAUAGUUCUCAGUGAGAACGGCUCUUAAUUUACAGAAGAUUCUUAUCCCUUUUCUGUCAUUGAUCUGUUUUCUUACCGAUACCUCGACUCCACCACGUUUUCUUUGUUUGCAUCAUAUUGAUGUAUUUCUAACGGCCUAGUUGAGUUGCACCUUAAAUGCUUUAACUGGACCUUUUUUUGGUCUGACGGACGCCCGGAUCGUAUUAAUGAUAUAUGCAACGCAGUGUGGAAAAACAGAGAAGACAAACUGCCCACUGGUUUACUUCAGGAGUGAAAACGGCAGCGAAUGAACAUUUAAAAAGCGGUUUGUCGAGUUGUUAAAUCAUAAAUGUCGUCAUUUUGUGACUCGUGCAGGUUCAAGUGCUUUAAAUUUUUUUUAUUUGUCCAUGAACUUGAGUUGGUUUGUGGAUAAUCAUGCCUUAAAAAUGCCAAAAUGUUCUGGGUUCUGUUCCAUCUUUUAACGUAUAACUUUGCAUCCUUGUUGCAAACGUUCCAACAAGCAAACAUCUCGAUGAUCGUCAACCGGAGGAACGAUAUAAACCUGCUCCUGGAUGUCAUCUCCAUCGACUGACACCGAAAACUUCUGGAAAUGAAUGAUCUGUAGAGGAUCUUGUUGGAAUGUGGAGCUGAAUAAAAAUGUCAUUUUUCUGUCACCAUGAGGAACAAACACA
Molecule: messenger RNA, 5686 nt
Organism: Amphiprion ocellaris (clown anemonefish)
Lineage: Eukaryota; Metazoa; Chordata; Actinopteri; Pomacentridae
Gene: atp8b2
Product: ATPase phospholipid transporting 8B2
Exons: 29
Coding region: 179-4642 (1487 amino acids)
Biological process (GO): Golgi organization; phospholipid translocation
Cellular component (GO): plasma membrane
Molecular function (GO): ATP hydrolysis activity; ATP binding; magnesium ion binding
Source: RefSeq, a predicted model, not a curated record